CUUUGCGAUAAACGCGAAAGAUUAUUGGAAGCUACCCCCCGUUUUUCACCAAAUAGUUUGUUCGGUAAUUAUCAAACGGUUUUCAUGAGCCCCAUUACCUGACAAUAUAAACUGUUCAACCAAUAGGUUUAUCGACCUGAUUUCUGAAGAUUAAAUUUCACAAUAAUGCCAUCAUUGGCACGUAUUAACGAUUUGUGUGAGUUUGUUAAGGAAACGUUUGCAAUCAUCAAGAAGUAGAAGUUUUUUUCUAGGAAAUUUGAGAGUGAAAAACCAAGAAUUUAAAGUGACAAAUAUUUGAGGAAUAUCCUGUGGUGCAAAAGAUGAAGAAAAUAUUUCAUAAAAUGCUUUUCCUGCCAUUACUUCACAUUACUAUUGUCGUCGCCGUUGUCCAAUGUGCAAGUAUUGCAUCAAAAUCUACUGUAACUGUGAAGAGACCAAAAGGAUUUGGGAGUGCAAAGCGAGCGAUUAUCAUUGGAGUGGACGGUUUAGGAGGGGUACAUCUGAGAAAUGUAACAAACAAGUAUUCAUCUUUCAAAUCAUUCUUUAACUUUGGAUCAUUCACAACUCGUGCGAGAGGUGUUUACCCAACUUCUAGUGGCCCAAACUGGAGUUCAUUUGUCACAGGUCUUGAUGUCUUCGGUCACGGUGUGCUUUCUAAUGAUUGGAUGGAAGAAAAUGGUGAUCCACUUGAUGACGUAAGCUACAGUAUUCCUCCUGUGACGGGCCGAGGUCGACCUUCGACGAUUUUUACUCAGGUUAAGAGAAAGGACUCUCGAUUGAAGACAGCCAUGAUGUUCACGUGGUCGUGGCUAAGAAACUACGCCAUAAAUAACUCAGACAUUGAUGCUUGGCAUUGGGGAGGAGAAGGAAUCACGUGUGCACCUAAUGACGUUGUCGACUGCUACGAUCGUAAGGACUGGUACACAAUGCUUGCAGUGACAAAAAACUUGGCAAAAGAUCCCGUUCUCACAUUAAUACAUUUAGAUGCCGUAGAUUUGGCUGGUCAUAGAUCUUGCUGGGGAUGCCCGUUGUAUUAUAAAGCUAUGAGAACUGUGAAUAACAAAAUUCUUUUCUUGUUGAAUGCAUUGAAAAGAAUGAAAGAUUCUUCUGGAAAGAUAAUGUUGGACGAUACUUUAAUUGUGAUUGUUUCUGAUCAUGGAGGAUGGAGAAACAGUCAUUCUUAUUCUAAACCAAUUAUUGCCAAUGUUGAUAUUCCUAUUCUAUUUAGAGGUCCAGGCGUUCUUAAAAAUAAUAGUUUGGAAAAUAUUUAUGUGUCGAACGUUGAUGUAGCCGCAACAGUUCUCAAUGCUAUCGCUGUGGAGAAAAGUGAAUUUAUGCCAGGAAAAGUUUUGGAGCAGAUUUAUCAAUAACAUGGAUUACAAUGAAUUACAAUAAGUAAGCAUUCAAUUAUUUUGUUGGUGUACUAUCUUAUUGACCAAAAUAACUCAAUAUACACAAAAGUUUAAAAAUACAAAUAUGAAAAUAAAAUUAAUGUUAUGCUACAUUGUAUACAAAAGUUACAAGCUAUCUAUUUCUACAUGAAAUGUUAUUUUUUAUCCUCCA
Messenger RNA from Xenia sp. Carnegie-2017, 1563 nucleotides. RefSeq lists its product as uncharacterized. Bases 321 to 1370 code for a protein of 349 amino acids. The transcript has 8 exons. The record is from RefSeq and is a predicted model, not a curated record. Lineage: Eukaryota; Metazoa; Cnidaria; Anthozoa; Malacalcyonacea; Xeniidae.